AUGCCCGCUUUCGGAACGUGGAAAACCAUUGCGUCAAAUUUGUGCGUUGGGGCCAAGAACAACCAAUUUGCAGAGUUCACUUACAAAGAGUCUUCGGUGUUUUUCGUUGCAAUGAGGUUGGACCAUACAUCGGGAAAGAUUGGAUGUAGAACAGAAGACAAUACCAAUUGGGGUUGUGAUCCAAGUUACCCAAUGAACAUGAUCAUAACAGACACGAGAAAUAAACGUAUAUUUCCGGCCCCGACUUUGAUUACACUCAGCCCUGGUAACUGGUACACUCUGCCGGGAUACACGGAGAACUCGCCGACUAUCGCCUUUGCUGUCCCAGGAUAUCAAUGGUUGUAUCAUGGUCAGACAUUCAGAAUCUGGUACGGAGAAGAUCUGGCGGGUCACACGGAACACGACAAUCAUGGAAAAACAUGUAUGAAUGUACUCGUGCACACUGCACUAGAAAACAUACAUGUUUGAACUUUGCUGUUUUUAUCAGAAUAGAAUAGAAUAGUACGAAACAUAGUUUAGCAAGAUAAUAUGUAAGAUGAUUGCUAUAGAAGUACAAUAAAACUUGCAUAAACAAGCUGAU
Molecule: messenger RNA, 580 nt
Organism: Xenia sp. Carnegie-2017
Lineage: Eukaryota; Metazoa; Cnidaria; Anthozoa; Malacalcyonacea; Xeniidae
Exons: 3
Coding region: 1-468 (155 amino acids)
Source: RefSeq, a predicted model, not a curated record